AUUGCGUCAUUUGAGCGAGAAGGGCUGUCCUCAUGAAGCGACCUCCCGCGACACCAAAACGGCCGAUGCAGGAGGACACCAACGCUUCGGAUGAGGAGGCGUCUGUGGAAGCGUCACAAGAAGACACCUUCGGAAAUGAGGAUGAGUCUCCCAAAGACGAAGAAUGCGAGAUGUUGACAAGAGAGGAACUCGACGCCAUGAUGGACGACGACGAAGGCGAAGCGACGACAAAACCCUCUGCAACUUUGUCACGUGGAUUGAUCCACCGGAUGCGUUCACGUAGCGCUGGGCAGUUGCUGCUCCCACGGCGCUCCCGCAGCUUGUACUCGCGGAGCUCCAGUUCCACAGCCGAUUACUCGUCCCACCUUCGCGCCCUUUCCAACGACCCCAAAAAAGCCGCGCCGUCUCCUACGUUACCACCGAGAAAAGAUCGAUCGUUGGGAAAGAAAGGCAUCCGAAAGAUGUCGAGCCGAUGGGACGAUGUGCGCACCCAAGUCAAGGGCAACCCCGUCGGUGGUCGAGACCCCCUGGUUGUGAACGACGGGGAAGACACUCUUGCGACAGUAGCGGCCGAACCAGCACCCGUCCCGUCUCCCAUAUCGUCCAAGACGAUGGCAGACGUGGCGAAACAGGUCAUCUACUCGAAGCGCGCGUCGUCCCAUUUGAAACUGAACGUGAACGUCACGCCUGGCCAUGCCGCGAUCAACGGGCUGUACUUGGAAAAGAAGAAGUUGGAUCUGCGCAUCUUAAGCGCCCAGUUCAAAGAGGUCAAGCGGUCCGAGUUUUACGAAGAGCUGGUCGUGUACUGCCUGUUUUUGCUGCUGUUUUUCCAGCUCUUGUCUGGCCUGCCGUUCCACGGGUCAUUCCAACAGAGCGACGUCACCGUCGACUUGACAUGCUCCGUGCCCGACGCGUGCUCGAUCCAGUCCCCCGACGAUAUUUACACGUUUGCCGCGCAUUUGAAGGGCCGAAUAUGCUCCGACUCGACCCAUCCCAAGGCGCCGUCAUUCCAGCCAUGGACGCGCGUCGGCGGCCUCUUCAUGCGUCAGAUCCGCGUGCGCGCCGAGCCGUGUCAAUUCGCCUUCAUCUUUGGCGACACCGAUGACCCUCCCACGACUGACUGCUUUCCCGCGCUGUCGGGCGACAACCAGGACACGGCGCCGAUCGUCGGGCGGUCGCGCAACUACUCGUGGUCCGACGAUCUGGCGCCGUGGAUCCCAGGGCACAACUCGUGGUACGCAAGCCACACCAAGAGCUUCGGCACGGGCGGGUACGUGCUCGAUCUGUGCGACACGGACGACGACCUGGUCGCAGACGCGUGGAUGGACGUGGCCACCCGCGCCGUGUCGCUCGAGUUUGUGGUCGUGAACCCGUCGACGCACGUGUUUACGGUGGCCUCGCACGAGUUUAUGAUCCAUCCGUCGGGCCACAUGAAGUACUUUGGCCAGAGCGCCAACCUCCGCGUGAUGGGCGUCGAAGGAACGUCAUCCUCAUCCAACAAUAGCAGCAUGUGGUGGGCCCUAGACGUCCGCGUGCACCUGUGGCUAGGCGUGUGUGCAUUUGUCCUCACGUACUUUCGCAGCGAACUGGCCGAAGUCCACAAAAUGGGUCUCACGUCAUACUUGACGCUGCACGGGUGGAACUUGUUUGAGCUCGCGCACUUGCUGCUGCUUGUGAGCACGCUCUACUACACGUACGUGUACUACACGCAGUCGUGGUGGACGAGGGAGGCGAUGGUGGCCGUGCCGCCAGACGCGCACGCCGUGCACAUCCGCAUGCUGCAACUGCUCGACACGUUUCUCCAGCUGAGCGACUUUGCCGCGCUGUCGUCGGCGUUUUCGCUGCUCAAGAUCUUCAAGUUUCUGCGCAUGAACUCGACGUUGAAUUUGCUGUGGCAAGUGCUCGGCAUGGCCCUAAAAGACCUCAUGGGGUACAUGGUGAUCUUCCUGCUCAUCUUCUUGUCGUACUCGACCAUGGGCAGCUUUGCGUUUGGGUUCGACCUCGAAGAGUUCUCGUCCGUGUCGACGUCCUUCGCCACGUGCUUUCACAUGCUCGCCGGCGACUUGUCGUACGACCGGCUCCAGCAGGCCAACCCGCGCCUCGCGCCCGUGUUCUUUGUCACGUUUGUCGUGCUGGUGCUGCAGGUGAUGGUCAACAUGUUCGUCGCGAUUCUGUCCGAGUUUUAUGAGAGCGCCAAGGACGUUGGCAACGACGAGGACGACGUCGAGUACGACAUCAUCACGCGGCUGCGCGAGUUUCUCGGCGCGUGUGCGCCCACCGUGGACCUGACCAACACGGGCACGAUCCUCCUGUGCCCGCACCAGACCGUUCGGCUGAUUUCCACCAACUUGGUCGACAAGGAGCUCACGCGGCACCGCGCCAAGAAGCUGUUUCGCGGCGUCGUGUGGCGCAUCAUUGCGCUGCUGCGCUUUGGCAUGAAGUUUGACCAGAAGCUCGUGUUUGCCAAGACGAGCACGCGCAACCACGACACGAACCGGACGACGCGGUACAUUCCGCUGUCGGAGAACUUUGACCACAGCACGAUCAAGACGAUGCUGCCCAAGGGUAUCACGAUCCGUCUCGAAGGCGACGCCAUCUUGGGCCAGCAGACGCUGCUGCGCGUGGUCCGCCACGGCGCACUGAGCGUCGAGUGCGUCGUGCUCCCGAGCGAACACCACGAAGACGUGAUGGAGCUGGUGGGGGGCGAAAAGCUCAAGCUCCCGUGGAAACUGUUUGUGUUUCACGUGGUGAAAUUGAUCUUCCGGGAGCUCCGGCAUGGCAUUCUGCGCGCGACCAAGUGGUGGGACCCGUACGAGUCCAAGAUCGUAGACGACUACCAUUUGUACCAACUGCUCACGGACGAACGGAGGCGCGGCAAGGCCACGCUGCGCUUUGACGAGCUGAAUCGGCUGCUCGACUUGUACUUUCGAAAGGAAAAACGCGGGCGCGAGUACAGCCAAGACGAGGUCCGCCACGAAGCGGCGCUGGUCAUGUACCGCUUCCGCAACUCGUUGAUUGACAUGCCGUCGCGAGAAAAGGAGGGCCACGACUACGUGCCCAACCCCGUCGACACGAGCGCCGUCGAGUUGAGCGCGAGUUUGCUGGCGUUGGGCGACCUCUUGGCCGAAAACUGCCACGACAUUUGGGCCAUCGAACGCCUCGAACAAGGCUGGACAUGGGGCCCGCGGCGCGACGACAAGCUCAAGCACCACCCGAAUCUGAUUCCGUACAAGGAAAUGUCGAAAGAAGAGCAAAAGUUUGACUUUCGCACGUCCAUGGAAACCAUCAAGACGAUCGUCGCGAUGAAGUACGGCGUCGCGCGCGGCCGCCGCGGCCCCGACGGCAUCCUGCGCACGCUCACGCAUUCCAACAGCGCCACGUCGGACAAGGGCACGGGGGGGCACAGUCCCAAAGCCACCGCCGCCGUCGGGCGGUCGUUUUCGUUUAUGGACGUCUCGCAUUCGAUUCCGUACGGUCGCAAUGGACAGACGUACACCCCGCAACCCGUGGACACGUCCAAAGUGGUGUUCCCUGCGAGCUUGCGACGACUCAUGGACCUCCUCGCCGAAAACGCGCAUGAAGUGUGGUCCAAGGGGCGCAUGGACGAAGGCUGGACGUACGGCCAGGUGCGCGACGACAAGCUCAAGAAGCACGUGUGCUUGGUGCCGUACGUGUUUCUCACCGAGGCGGAAAAGGAUUUUGACGUCAAGACCGCCGAAGCCACCCUCAAGAUGCUGUACGCGUUGGGGUACUUGAUUGUCGAUUCCAACGGCCACAGUUUGGUGUAAUACAAUACUGUAUCGCACAUGUUGGAAUCAUCAUACUAUUGUACUACUAGUAGUAAUACUAUAAAUCAAUCACACUUUGGACGUUGGUUGGUGUUUAGUAUCGAGUUGAACAAUGUCCUGCCAAGACAAGGUCGACAGAUGCGCCAACGUUUUCAUGCUUUGGUACAUGGGAUCUCGACUGGUAAUGCCAUAACUGGCGAAUUCCGACGCUUGAAACGCAUUCACAUGCUGCAUGAGUCCAGGCGUCAUCAAAUCGAUAGCACUGUCGAUGGGAAACCACUGGACUGCACGUACUUCAGGCGACAGCGCUUCCUUGGCAGCCACAGCCAUGUCCCAAAAGCUGCGGUCCUCCAACGCCGCCGCAAACGACCGCCGCUUGUCCUCGAGCCGACGAUUCACGCGCACGUCGAGUCCGUCGUCCAUGAGCCACGCGUUUUCCAUCGCCAACGCGACAAAGUUGUGCAUCUGGAACCGCUUCCCUUGGAUGGGCAACGUGGUUCGCGUGCUCACCCAGUGCAGCUUUGACAGAGGCGGCGGGUCGAGGCCGAGAAACUCUUCGCGCAGCUCCCGCAUCGCCGUGUGCUGGAGGGUCACGUCUCCACUGUCGCGACUUCCACCCGGAAACUUCCAUUCCCCAGGAUACCGCAUAAGGACUGUUGCCUCGGGCGUCGAACGCAGCCAGUUCUUCACUUCGCUCUGACCUAGCAAGACUUCCCAUGUGCCCGUCGAUGCCCCCUCGCGUAGGCACACCACCGUCGCCGCUUCAACCAAGACACUCAUGUUGUGCAUGAACUU
Molecule: messenger RNA, 4583 nt
Organism: Aphanomyces astaci
Lineage: Eukaryota; Oomycota; Saprolegniomycetes; Saprolegniales; Verrucalvaceae
Exons: 3
Coding region: 33-3788 (1251 amino acids)
Source: RefSeq, a predicted model, not a curated record